This is a messenger RNA of Scatophagus argus, 8019 nucleotides long. RefSeq names its product thyroglobulin (gene tg). The transcript is spliced from 49 exons. NCBI's taxonomy places the organism in Eukaryota, Metazoa, Chordata, Actinopteri, Scatophagidae. Bases 552 to 7922 code for a protein of 2456 amino acids. The record is from RefSeq and is a predicted model, not a curated record. Gene Ontology annotation, biological process: thyroid hormone generation.
UAGUAUUGGGGCUCCAUUCGUGAUGGUUUUUUUAUAGUCGUGGUGAUUAACUCAGAGUCAACCUGCUCAGAGCUGAUUGGACUGACUCGGAUCAGCUGCUCUGAAACUGGAAACUCAGAGUGAAUCAACUCAGAGUUCACAGUUUAACUCAGAGGACUUCAGGUGGACUUUGUGUCUGCUGAUAAUCAGCUAGUGUCAGUGUGCUAACAUGCUGAAGUAACAUGGAGAACCUGCAUGGUCAUCAUGAGCAUGCUAGUUUCAUCAACGGACACACCUGUGAUGUGAGUGGAAAUGUGUCUUCAUUUACUGCUGUCAGCACAUUUACAUUUUCACCUGGUCCUCAGGUGAGACGGCCUCAGUGCUGGAAUUAAAAUAACAACACAUCUCACUGAAUGCUGGCUCCCAUCAUCUCUGCGUCAGAGAUGAUCUCAUCCAAUCAGAGGGCUUCACGGCUCACUGCCUGCCUCCCGAGUGGUGGUCGAGGACUCCUGGUUCCACCGAGGCGGACAGACGAGGAGGGUUGAAGGAGUUCGAUUCUGCAGGUCCUCUUCAUGGUGACUCAGCAGGUCUGCAGGUUUAUAAAGAGGCAGCGAGGCAGGUUCACUGUCACCACGGACACGAUGGCCUGGCUGCUCCGCAUCACCUGUAUUCUGGCCUGCUGCGUGGAGCUGCUGCAGGGCAAAGCUUCAGAGUACCAGCUGGAGUCGGACAGCCUGAGCCAAUGUGAGGUACUCAGGGGCGUGGUUGUUGCCAGGCAACAAGGUGACAUCCCUCACUGUAUGGAGGACGGCAGGUUCAGGCCCGUGCAGUGCAGUGGGCGGGGUCAGGAAUGUUGGUGCGUUGAUGCUGACGGUCAGGAAAUCGUCGGGACUCGAACCAACAGCUCUGCUCCUCACUGUGCGUCUCCCUGCCAGCUGCAGUCUAUCUUGCGGUGUUCUCCUUCAGGACUCUUUGAGUCAGUUCAGUGCGACUCCAGCAGGGGGCAGUGUUGGUGUGUGGAUCAGGAUGGCAUGGAGCUCUAUGGGACCAGACAGACAGGGACACCUCAACGCUGUCCUGGCAGCUGUGAGGUGCGGUCGAGACGUGUCCUCCACGGCUCUGGGUCUCCUUCUCCUCCUCAGUGUGCCGAAGACGGCAGCUUCCUCCCUGUUCAGUGUCAGUUCAUCAACAUGACCGACAGAAGAGAGCUGGACCUGCUGCGCACCUUCAGCAGGUUCCCAGAAGCCUUUGAGGCAUUCAGCAGUUUCAGGAAGUUUUUCCCGAUGGUUUCAUCGUACUGCUUCUGUUCAGACAGCAGAGGCAGAGAGCUGGACGACACAGGUGUGGAGCUCCUCAUGUCUGACGUGUACGACUCCGUGUUCUCUGGUCUUCAGUCGGGUCGUUCUGUCUCGCAGACCAACGUCUACAGAGUCCUGCAGAGGAGGAUGCUGGGAGUCCGCCUCGCCCUCACUGGACACUUCAGAUGUCCCUCUGCUUGUGAGGAAGAGCGGCGGGCAGCGAUGAAGGCGUCCAGUGUUUUUGUCCCGUCCUGCGAGGCUGGAGGCUCCUUCACCCCCACUCAGUGUCAGCAGGGGGGGCAGUGCUGGUGUGCAGACCCCACAGGGAGGGAACUUCCUGGGACACGAAAGCGAGGAGACUCCCCGGUCUGCGGUUCAGGUCUUGACUGUCUAUCUCAGCGUCACCUGGCUCUCUCCAGGCUCUUCUCUGGUCCUGUUGAGCCUCCUUUGCGGGCCUCCUCUGGCAGAACUCCGGCCUCCUGCUUCUCCCUCCUCUGGCCUCUCAGGGAGCUCCUGCCCGUGGAGAUGGAUCCAGUCUCCUUCCUGUCACACAUGGUUGAAGUCCUCCAUGGUCUCUUCCCUUCGGUGGACGGGGCUCUGCAGGCUCUUGCUCACUUCUCCCCCCGCCGCCUUCAGGAGAACCUGUUUGGAGGAACAUUCCUGAAAAACGCAGCCUCCUUUAACUUCAGCGGGGUGGUGGGAAGUCGAGGAGCCCUCAACGUGGACCGGCUGUCGUCCCAGAGUGCGAGUCUCCGGAAGAGCCGGGAUGUGAUCCAGUACGUCAGCAGAGCUCUCGAGGACCGCGCCUUCCUCUCUGCCCUCCAGUACAUGCUGACGGGGCUGAGCAGCUCGCAGUCACUGGACCAGGUCCUCACUCCUCUGCUGCGUUCCUGCUCCAGAGCCCAGGACGAUGAUUCAGCAGCCAUCUUUGUCCCCAGCUGCACGUCCAGUGGCGGUUUCCAGGACAUUCAGUGUCAGGGCGAAGAGUGCUGGUGUGUCGAUCCUCAGGGUCAGGAGGUCUCAGGGUCCCGUACCGCCGGCCGUCCUGCUCGAUGUCCGUCCCUCUGCGAGAGAGAGCGAGUGAAGGCUCUGAGGGUGAAAAGAAACCUGCCGGCUGGCGCUGAAAUCCACGUCCCUGCAUGCUCUGAGGACGGAGACUUCCUGCCGCUGCAGUGCGUCGGCUCACGCUGCUUCUGUGUGGACGCUGAGGGAAAAACAACAACUGCUGGGUCAACAGGGAGCGCCAUCACCUGUCCAGAGAGAACAACACAGAAGCUUCAGUCGCCUGCAGGUCAGACUGAUCCCACAUUCACCCUGUGGGACACACGUGUCUCCGUCUUACGUCUGAUUUUGGACAAACAGUCUCUGGUGCUGAUUGCAGGUCGGUGCUCUCAGGCGGUCUCUGAGGUCGCAGCAUUCAGACAGGAAGUGAAGAGAAUCAUCGCUCUCUCUAACUCCUCCCACUUUCCUCUGGGUUAUGGAUUCCUAUUGGCUGAGGGAGUGCGUCUGACCCCGGAGGAGCUGCAGACCAGCCAGUCAGAGGAGGAGCUGCAGAUCUCCAGCAGGCUGCUGAGCCGCUCCAAUGCUGCUCUGCGAUUGGCUGCUUUCUCCACUGUCCAGAUGUUGGUGGAUCCUCAGCGUCGCUCAUACCAGCUGUUCACCCCACAGUGUGACGCAGGCGGACGCUGGCUGCACACACAGUGUUACCACAGCACAGGUCAGUGUUGGUGUGUUGAUGAAGAUGGAGAGUACAUCCCGGACUCGCUGACCAGCCGUUCGCUCCGCCUGCCCAAAUGUCUGACUCGCUGUCAGAGAGCUCAGGCUCACUCUCUGCUCUCUGGUUGGUUGAAAGGAUCUGAUGUCAGCACUGCUUCACCUUACAGCCCACAGUGUGAGAAGGACGGCCGUUUCUCGGUGCUGCAGACAGGAGGCGCUGCAGGCUGGUGUGUAAACCCCAUGACUGGAGAGACAAUACAGGCGGCCAAACUGAGCUCUGCAGGACAGCUGACAUGUCCCAGCUGGUGUGAGCUGCAGGCUUUCCAGUGCCGUCCUGAUGGCUCCUUUGUCCCACUGCAGUGCGAUGUCACUUCCUGUUGGUGUGUUUCUGAAAAUGGGCAGGAAGUGAGCGGGACCCGAACGCCCCAACAGACAGGACAGACGCCAUCGUGUGACCGUCCUCUCUGUCCCGCCUCUACUGUUACCCACGGUGCACUGGUGUGCCACCCAGUAGCCAACGGUCUUCAGAGCUGUGAUCUCAUCUGUUACCAUGGAUACCAGAACGCGCUUCCUGUCAGCAGCUUCUUUUGUGAUACUGAGAGUCUGCGAUGGGAUGGAGACAGCAAACCCCUGAGUGGCGCCUGUCAGAUCUCUCAGCCUCUGCAGUUGGUUUCGUCAUCUCAGCUCUGGUUGCUGUCAUCGCCCUGCUCUCAGAUCAGCAGUCUCCAGUCUCUGUUGUUCAACAUGAUGGCCAGCAGGGGGCUCUGCUCUGCACAGCCUUCGUCAGGUCACUCCGUGUCGCUGUGUGAUGACUCGUCGGUGCAGCUGCAGUGCGACAGCGACGGCGCCGUGAUGCUGAAGUUCAGAUGGAGCGCCGCCCUGUCUGACCUCCAUGACGUCGGUCUGUUUCUGAAUGAGUCCACACUUCUGGAGGGGGCUCGGGGACUUCUGGGUAAUAUCCGGUCCAUGCUGACAUCAGAACCCAAACUGGUUUCAAUGACAACACCAAGCUUUGGCUGUUCCCGCGGUUACCACCUGGACAGUGACAGUGAAGGCUGCAUCGUUUGUCCUGCUGGGACCUUCUCCAGGGAGGGGGCGUGUUUUCUGUGUCCUCAGGGAACCUAUCAGGAUGAAGAGGGGCAGGACUUCUGCAACAAGUGUCCCAGAGGCUCCUCGUCAGCUGGAGCAUCGUCUGCCACUCAGUGUGUGACAGAGUGUCAGAGGCGGGGCCUGCGCUGCUCACAGCAAGGUGACUUUCUGCCAGCGCAGCCUGACUUCCUGUCUGGCAGGUGGGGGUGUGUCAGCAUCGAAGGGGUGGAGCUUGACUGGACCAAUAGUGACAAAUCUCUUACUGAUGACGAGUGCUCAGUUCUCAGAAGGUUUCAGACUGUUCCUGGAUCAGAUCUGAUUGUUGGUGCUGAAGACAGUGAUGUCCUGAAAACAAUGAGCUCUGACCUCACAUCCUGUGUCCAAGCGUGCGCAGUGCAGCCAUCCUGCCUCCAUGUGGCGCUGUUCCAGAGACAGACUCAGUGUGAACUGUACAGCACACACACAAAGAACACACACUGCAACACCUCCCAGCAGACCAGAGGAUUUCUGGGUAAUCCUCAGGCCGAGCUGUUUGAUUGGCUGAGCUGCUCUCUGAGAGUGAGGGGCAGAGCUUCAGAUCUACUGGUUAUCAGGAAGAAAGGGGCUGAGUUUUCAUCUCAGCAGCAGCAGCAGAGUUUUGUGAGGAUGAGGAUGAUGAAGGCAGCCUCAGGUGUGUACAGGACUCAGGUGUUCUCCUCCAGACAGACGUCUCUGUCUGACGCUCAUCGUUUCUGUCAGGACAGUUGCAGCCACGACACCUGCUGCGACGGAUUCAUCCUCAACCAGAACAACCUGAACGGAGGUUCUCUGCUUUGUGGCUGGCUGAGAGCUCCAUCAGUCUUGAUGUGUGGGGACCAGGACUGGGAUGUGAUUGGACAGGGAACAGCCAAUCGAAUCUGUGGGGCGGGACUCAUGUACAACGAGCAGCAGAGGAGCUUCGUGUUCGACUUUGGAGGACAAAAGUUCAUCAUCACUGAUUCGGCUCUGCCGGCUGACAGUAAGAACAAGAAGGACUACCAGGCGUCCAUCGUCAGCUUCCAGGCCAUCUAUCUAAACUCCGAGGCUAAGUCUGCAGCUGCAGCUUCUUCCUGUCCAGCAGCAGAACUCGGUGCUCCUCUAGACGUGUCCAUACAGCUGAAGUUUGAGUCUCUGUCUAAGGACGACGUCCUCGUAGAUCCUCAGAGAAAACUCCUUACACUCUCCUUCUGGCUCAACAAGAACGACUAUAACACCCAGCAGGCACUGCUCUGGUGUCUCACACGAUGCGAGGCGGAGCAGCAGUGCUCCAUCGCUGACCUCAGAGACGCUGACUUGGCAGGUUUCUUCAGCUGCUCGUUGUACCCAGACAGCACAGUGUGUGGAGCGUACGACAAACCGCUGAGACGAGCCUGCCGCCCUCUGCUGGACAGGACACCCAACAACACCUACAGCAAGAAGGUGAAUCUGUCUGGACCAGUGAAGAGUUUCUAUGAGAGAGUUCCCUUCCAAAAGAUGGUCUCUUACUCUGUGCGCAGCCGAGUCAGCCUGAGAGAAAACACAGCGCUGACUGAGGGGUUCAAGGAAUGUGAGCGGCGCUGUGAUGAGGAUCCUUGUUGCCGCGGUAUUGGCUUCGUCCGAGACACCAAAUCAGCAGGUGGUCCAGACGUAGUGUGUCUCUCUCUGAUCAGUCUUGGGGUUCAAAUCUGUGGUGAGGACGACAGGACAAGCUGGAGGACUCAGGAAUGCAGACCAUCUGUAGUAAAGAGUACACCGGAGCCAUUCGGCUGGUACCAGAAGCCUGUAAAUCAGUGGAGUUCUGCUGCUGCUCUCUGUCCUCCGUUCAAACUGCCAACACCCGCCAGCAACGUGUCUCUGGAUCAGUGGAGUCUCGUCUCUGACUCAUCAGUCCUUGUUGACGUGUCUGUCUCCUUGUAUGAUGUCAUCCACGUGAGCCGUGACAUCGCCACCGAUCGCAAUAAGACCAGGGACUGGUGUCUCCAUGCCUGUGAGGAGGCAGAGUCUUGUGUCGCUGUGUCACUCAGUGAGGUGGAGUCUGCCACGCGCUGCAUCCUCUACCCAGACACCACAGCCUGUGGGUUAAGCUCUGCCCCCAGCUCAUCCAGGCCAGUCUCCUCCUGCAGACUGGUCAUCAGAGAGCCUGCACCCCAGGUGUACUUGAAGACAGAGCGGUUGCCGUUUGUUACGUCCAUCUCCAUCCCAGGUCACGGGACACUGCAGGGCAUUGCGGUGGAAACCGCCCUGGGCUCAGACAGGAAGACGGUUGUUCAGUUCCUAGGAGUCCCAUAUGCCCGUCCACCAAUAGGAUCAUUACGCUUUGAAGCAGCACAGCCAGCUGAUUGGAUGGGAACCUGGGAUGCCACCAAACCCCGUCCCAGCUGUGUCCAGCCAGGUGAUGUAGAGUCUGCAGCCUCCAGUGAGGACUGUCUCUACCUGAACAUCUUCAGUCCUGCUGCUUUGAGGGGGCGUGUCCCAGUCCUGGUUUUCUUCUUCAACCCUUCACCCAAUGAGAACCCAGGACUGUUGGAUGGCUCUACCCUUGCUGCUGUGGGUAAUGUCGUCGUAGUAACGGCCAGCUACAGGAUGGCGGCACUGGGAUUCCUGAGUACAGGUUCAUCUGGUCUCCGUGGUAACUACGGUCUGUCAGACCAGGAGGCGGUGUUUCAUUGGGUUAACUCCCACAUAUCUCUAGUGGGUGGAGACAACAGGAAAGUGACAGUCGGGGCAGAGCGACGCGGUGCUGACAUCACCAGCCUUCAUCUCCUCUCCUCCUCCCCUCCUCUGUUCCAGCGUAUGAUGCUGAUGGGCGGUUCUGUGUUUUCUCCAUCGCUGGUUCAGACUUUGUCCACCUCCACACGUCAGGCACUCGAGUUGGCCAAGGAGCUCGGCUGUGUCACCUCUGACCUCGAGGAGAUGGUCGUCUGCCUCAGAGCGACACCUGCUCACACGCUCAACACCGCUCAGACCAAACUGCUGGCCGUCAGCGGUCCGUUUCAGUCCUGGUCUCCUGUCCGUCAGUCCAUCUCCCAGUCGUUUUUCCACAGAGUCGACCUGCUGCUGGGAACAUCUGAACACGAUGGUCUGAUCAGCCGAGCUCGCAAGAUAAAGGACUUUGAGGCGCUGCAGGGUCAGGCUGAUGGUAAGACAGCAUUUUACGAGGCUCUGAGUCGCUCACUGGGUGGAGCGACAGGAAGUGACCUGUUGAAGGAGGCGGCGUCCUGGUUCUACUCUCUGGAUCACAGUCCGUCAGCAGCUGGAUACAACCUGUUCUCCAGAGCACUGAACAACGCCACCAGAGAUCUGUUCAUCAUCUGUCCCACUUUGCAGAUGGCUCGCCACUGGGCUAACAGCAAAGCUAACGUCUUUCUGUACCACCAACCGGCCACCAGCUCUCACACCAGGGCUGCGGUGUCCGUUCCUCUGGACGUUCAGUUUGUGUUUGGGACUCCUCAUCAUCCAUUGAGCUCUCAGCGUUUCACUUCUUCUGAUCGCCGCUUGUCUCUGGCCAUGAUGACUUACGUCUCCAGCUUCAUUCGGACUGGGAACCCAAACCCCUCCCAUGUGUGGGCGGAGUCUGUUCUGCCUCGCUGGCAGCAGGUCCCAUCCACUGAAGCUCCACCCACCUACCUGGAGCUAAGCUCCGCCCUCCGACAUCGUCAGGGUCUAAGUCAGAGUUCCUGCUCCUUCUGGAGCCAACUGGGAAACAAACUAAGCAGUGAGAGGAACAAAGUGGUGUCUAGUGAGUUGAAGGCGGAGCCUGUCCAGGAGCCUGCACUGACUCCUGAAAUCCCAGUGGCUGCACCAUCCAGCCAGUCACAGACUGAGAAAGACACCUACAGUUGAACUAAUGACAUCAUCAUGACAUCAGUUUCCUACCUUCAGAUUCAGUUUGAUCACAAUCAAUCAAUGUUAAUCAUCAAUAAAAAGCAAUUAAACUGUC